AUGGCUUCAUCUGAUCUGCUGUAUCCAAUAUUCUUGAUGCCUUGGAAACUGUCAUUCUUUCACACCAACACGUUUCUUAUCGGUGGUCAGCUUGGCCAGGCCUUGUGUAAGCUUGUCCCUUUCAUUAUUUCCGUUUCCUUUGUCGUUUCCAGUCAGAAUCUGAUUCUGAUAGCGGUGGAUCGAUUUGGAGCCGUGGUAUUUCCACUCCGUUCACCACUCAUUAGAUCCAAACUGUGUCCCUUCUUCAUUAUCGCUACAUGGAUAGUUGCCGCAGCGGUCAGUUCGCCAGACUUGUUCACUUACGAGCUCGUUGAAUACCCAGAGGGAACCUGCAGGUGUGUUGAGAACUGGAAGACUGAAGCAUUCGGAGAGUCCUCAUCCUUUGCCAGUUUCUCAUUAGCUUACUACAUUCUGUUUAUAUACAUACCUGUGCUGUUGCUAGUCAUUCUUUACUCCAUCAUUGUUAUCAAGCUCAAGACACAGGUACACCCAGGUGAACAGUCCGCCAACAGUCAGCAACAGCGGGACAGAAGAAACAGAAACGUGCUUCAAAUGUCCAUUGCUAUCGUAACAGUGUUUGUGUUCUGUUGCUUACCUUACUCUAUAAACUUUUUAAUCACGCAGUAUCAGGACACUUUCACGCAUUUAUCGUGUAGUUUCUGGAUAUACAAAAAAGUCAUCCUUUAUGUGGCUAACGCGUACUGUGCUAUCAACCCAGUUAUUUGUUUCAUAUUUAGCAGUAAUUACCGAAAUGCUCUUAAAAGACUCAUAAAAUGUUCUUUUGUACAGGCGUAG
Molecule: messenger RNA, 795 nt
Organism: Porites lobata
Lineage: Eukaryota; Metazoa; Cnidaria; Anthozoa; Scleractinia; Poritidae
Source: the annotation of a GenBank genome assembly